Molecule: messenger RNA, 10223 nt
Organism: Ooceraea biroi (clonal raider ant)
Lineage: Eukaryota; Metazoa; Arthropoda; Insecta; Hymenoptera; Formicidae
Gene: jing
Product: AE binding protein 2 jing
Biological process (GO): regulation of transcription by RNA polymerase II
Cellular component (GO): ESC/E(Z) complex
Source: RefSeq, a predicted model, not a curated record
GACUGUGUCGGGGAGCAGCGACAGGCUUCCAGCGGUGGAGCGGCUCGUGCUGCUCGUGUGUGCCAUAGGGGCCACUGCCGGACACGACACGACACGACACGGUCGCAGUAGUGCGCGUUCGUUUACAAGAUGGCAGACGACGGCCCGUCCGCGGCGGAGGACGCGACCGCGGCGGCAGCGGCGACGGAGGACGGACGUGAUUCUCGCGUGACGAGGGAGCGGCACAAACGCGCGGACGCCACCGCGCCGAUCGCGUCUUCGAGCGCUCGGAGUACGUCGGGCCAGGACGCUUCUGCCGCGAAGCGCGUCGGGCACGAGGACGCCUCUGCCGCGUCCCCGUACGAUCGAAUCGAGUCGGGCGAUCAUCGCGGCUCGCAUCAAGACGCCCGCCGUGUCCAUCACCGUCAUCAUCAGCAUUAUCCUCCUCGUCAUUCUCACCAUCACCAGCAUCAUCAUUCACCAUCAUCGCCACAAGCAUCUCUUCAUUGUCAUCACCACUUUAAUCCUCAUCGCCUCACCAAUCGUUGCAACAAUAACAACGACGAGGACGAGGACGACGACGAGGAGGACGGGGACGAAGACGACGAGGACGGGGACGACGACAACAACAACGAUCGUAGUGCCGCGUCGACGACCGGUGGUGGUGACUCGUCGUCGUGCGUCGACGCGACUGGGCGAAACGCGAGCGACGACGAGGAGAGCAGCAGCAGCGGCAACGGUGGCGUCGGCGUCGACGGCAGUGGCGGCGGCGGUGUCGGCGGCGGUGGCAGUGUCGGUCCGUACCACGGUGAUGUUAGAAUCGAGGUAGUCCGUAGCGUCGUGGAAGAGGACGACGACGAGGAGGAGGAAGACGAGGACGAGGAGGAAGAAGCGCGAGUGCAGGGCGACGGCGGCGUCGAUAGUGACUGCGAAGGUGAUAGUGCUGGCGGUAAUAGUAUUAGCGGUAGUAAAAGUGGUGCUGGUGGUGCUGCGGCGAUCCCGACCGGUGGCGAUAAUAAUAACGCGACGAUGCGCGUCGGUGUCGUUGUCGAGGACGCCGACGCCGCGACCGACGACUCGCCGUCGGGCGCGGACGAUGUGCCGGAAGUGAACGACCGCGGGGAUCACCGCGACGGUAGAAGACGCGCGUGGACCGCGUCGGGAUCGUCGGACGGCGGGGCGAGGGAAACCGAGGAUGCCGCCGUGACGACGACAACGACCACCACGACGACAACGAUGACGACAACGUUGUCGACGCCGAUGACGACGACAACGACGACGGACAACGCUGGCGGGAGUGGCGGCGUUGCGGCGUCUACUAGGCAUCAGGGCAGCCCGUUCAAGGGACAGGUUAGGACGGCCGAGGACACCCUCGUCGGGCCCUGCGGCAAGAAGCGGUGCGCGGAUCGAUACGACAGCUCCGAAAGCUCUGACAGUGGCGUCGCCGUGUCUUGUGGGGAAUGCAGCAGCAGCGGCACCAGCGAUAUCACGGAACCGGGUUCGCCGUGCAGCACCAGCAGCGACGAAGGGGUAACUGCGGUACGCGGCACGUCCGCCAGUCCGUUGCCGUCCCUGCCCAAGCUGGCGCCGCCGUUGCAGAACAGCACCAGGCUCCCGUGGCCCUGGGCCCCGCCGUUGGGGGCGACCGCCUGCUCAACCACCGCGUACAAGAGACUGAGAGGCGAGCCAGAAGCUGGUGCCGUUCCGCGGUCCGGGGCUGCCGAUCCCACCUCCAGGAACAUCGUCAAAGUGAACGGAAAGACUGCUAGCAGCCAGCAUCAUCACGAUCAGUCCCAGGGCAAGAUCACGGAGUACUUUAAGACGCAGAUCAAGCCGCAGCAGCCGAAGAUCAAGAAAACGAGCGAAACGAUGCCUGCACUGGUAGCGAAGAACUCAUCGGAAUUUCGAAGGCCACCUACGGUACAACGAAACAAGGGUGGCCUCGCCAAGUACUUGGGUACCGUAUCGAGCAAUAAUCCGAGUCGCGGUACCUCGACCAACGAUUGGGAAGUGAGAACGUUGACGAUGUCGCCGUCGGCGGUCGCGAAGAAACCGCCGCUGGUCAUCGUGCCAAGGGCCAAUGGCAAGAUGGACAAGAAACUGCCGAAGCCACUGCCAAGCCUGCCGAUCUCGAACGACGUGCUGAAAAAUCUGCCCAAUUGCAAGAUCUCAUCUCUUAGACUAACUUCGGAAGCGAGUAUCAACACGGCUACCAAAUGCAGCUCACCGCCCGCUACCGCCGCUUCGUCGCUGCUGGGUGAGCCAAUGCCGUUGGACUUUAAAGGUUGCAUCCUAUCAAAGCCGCACGUGAACGAGAACAACAACCUAACGAAUGGCUGCGGAGGUAUUCUGGGCGCACUGAGGUUACAGGGCGGUCACGAAUCUCCCAUCUCAAGGCUGUCCCCGCCGUCGGAGGAGGACGGCAAGAGCGAGGAAGCCCAGGCCACACCGGUCGACGAGGACGACGUUGACGAGGAGGAUUCCCGGAGCAGCGAGUCGAAACCAUCGCUGUCGCCCAUCCUCUCGGCGCCUACCACUAUCCGGUUCCCAGCGCGAGCGCCUGAAAAAGACAGACCGCAAGCUACCGACAGCGGAAUCUGCCGUUGGGACAAGUGCGAAGCCAGUUUCGAGUCAGUGGGUGGUCUUCUGGAACAUCUGCAGGCUGCGCACAUCAACACGCAGACCGGCGGCGACAACUUUGUCUGCCAAUGGCAGGGUUGCAAGGUGCAAGGGAGAACCUCGUGUUCCCGACGAUGGCUGGAGAGACACGUUUUGUCUCACGGCGGCAACAAACCCUUCCGCUGCAUCGUCGACGGCUGCGGUUGCAGAUUCAGCUCCCAGACUGCCCUCGAGAGGCACGUGAAUGGUCACUUUAAUCAGCCGGAAACGAGCGGCAGCAGCGGGAGACGCAGUUGCGAGAACGGCGGCAAGCUCGUUAGGAGGAACGGCAAGAAGCUUAGAUAUAGGCGACAACCUUGGUCUGCGAGGCUUUUCGACUAUUUCGACUCGGGAAUAAUGGAAGGUCUCCAGCACAGACUGUUGCAGCUAGCGACAUCGAGGACGCAAGGGCGACUAGCUGAGACGCCAGGAAACUCGAUGGCACUAACUAGUCAAGUUUUAGCAAAGAGGCGGGAAGUGGACGGCAAGACGAAGGUACUGCUGCGAUGGUAUCCCGAAGAUAUAGAACCGGACGAAUGGGUACUAGAAUCCGAAGUACAAAGCACGAAACACAUAGAUAUUCGCAAAGCGGUCGCCAGUAACUUGGACGAGGUGAGUUUGGCUCUCUAUCCGGCGAUGAGCAAUCUCGUGCCGUCGACGACGCGAGUGAAGCAGCGCCGGAAGCCGGUGAAGAACUCGUGAUAAUAUCGACCGAUCGGCCGAACACCAGAACUGACCUAACGAGCGCUUACAUCUGAACCAGAGAAGAAAAACGGAGCGCUGUUUGCGGAACACGCGAGCGGGAGCACGGUCUAUAAGCUUCCUGGUCGGUGAAGACGACGGCCACGUAAGGCGCGAUCUGUCAAGUACGCGAACGUAUCGAGAAAGAGAGGAAGAUCGCGUUUACAAGAUAACACCUAAUUUAGGAGAACGACCAAUCCUUAUCUCGAAUCCAGAUCGAUUAGAAGAUAAGCAUCGUGGCGCCGAAGGAAAUCGCACGAGAAAUUAUAAUCCAGGACGAACCGGGUGGCACGCGGUAGCAGAGUUAAGAACAAAGGGAAAAAGGACACCGUUCAUCCGUUCUUUUUUGUUUGACCCGAACGAGAGCGCUGCAAUGAUUCAGCUGCAACGAGCACGCUCCUUGUCCGCCGUUCAUCGAUGGGUGCAACUUAAUAACGCGCUUAAAUUGAACGGGGAUCCCUGCCACGAGUACCUCGCACAUUUCGAAGCUCGUCGGCCUCGGAAGCGCUAAGUCUGGGCCUCGAAAGUGCCUCACCGUGGAUACGUUUUGUACCGUCUUCUACCGUCGAUCGAGAUCCCAGGGAUAGGAUGCACGGUGGGAACGGUAAUAAUGAUAGUCACGAAGACAAAAAAAAGAAGCGAUAAAAAAUAGGAGAGCAGCCUUUUGCGUAUUUCGUUUGCCAAAGGAAACCGAGGGAGUGCACAGACACAAAAUGUUUAAGCGGUAGUUAACAAUUUAUAAGGAGAUAAUCACUCUGGUGGCCUUAGGAUUCAAUUAAUAUCUAACAUCGGCCCCUUGGCACUUCCGGGAACUGAUGGUAUCCUUACGAUCUCCGACGAUGCCUCGAGAGAAAGAGAUAGAGAGACGAAGAAAGAAGAUGCGUCUACCUCGAUUUACAACACGGUAGGAACUCGCGCCGGCUGUCAUCCUACGAUCAAUAUAAAGAGGAACAAGAUGAAGAGAAAGACAGGAGAAGAAGAAGAUCGUGGACAAUGUGAAGCAGACACAGAAGACUGUAUCGAGAAUGACGAAAAGUCGAGGAAGGGGGUAUUAGGUGAGAGUGUGAGAAUUGGGUACGAAUGAGAGAAAAUGAGAGUGAAAGAAUGAGAGAGGGAGCGAGAGAGUGAGAGAAAGAGAGAGAGACUAUGAUAUUGCUCCAAAUCCGCCGUUAUUUCCCCGAAUGGGGUUGACAGUCUCCCAGGCUUGAUAGCUCGGCACCUAGAUUUCUAUCAAAAAUUAAUCCUCUUCGAUCUUCAUAGGGACGAGCUGAAGGGGCGGAUGUACAAAACGAAAUUAAAGGAAAAGAUAAUGACUUUCAAGGCCCGAGGCAUGCCCGAGCGGGCUCUCAUAAAGUGGGAGUAUCGCGCUUGCCUCGUUUUCGCGCCCGAGAUGUGUUCAAUUUUUCGUGCAUUUCAUCAUCACGUUAUUUUUUAUCUUUCUGCUGAGUCUCGCGCAACACGUUAACGUACGCUCAUCUCACAUCUAAACCCGGUUGCCUUCACGUGCGUUCGCCAGGCGAUGCACGCUGAACGAUAAACGAGCGUAGCUAACGUGCUGCGACUGAUGAGCUGUUACCCUCAAAAGGGGUAAAUCACGAAGGCUGUGCUACAUUUCCCACGGAAUUAAGGAAAUGCUGAGGAGAUGAGCGAGUGACGCGCGCGGCGUCUCCCUCUCGCGAGAACGGUCGUCGCAGUCGUAAAAGAAGUACGAGAUUCAUCUUUACGACUGUGAAUGCGCCUCGCAGGAGUGCCUCGUGGAGGCGGCGGCACCGCGCACGUAUGCAUUAUGCUGCGAAUAAUGGUUCAUGCAAAUUACGAAGGAGAAGGAUACGUGUCGUCGCGCAUGUUAAACGGUCGUGUACGAAUGAGAGAGAGUAAGAGAAAGAGAGAUUAAGAAUGAAAGAGACAGAAUGCAAGGGACCGAGCGUGUGAGAGAGGAAACGUGUGGGAUAAGUGAGACAAGACGGACGGAGACGGAACGUCAUUGCAUACACACCAGCUAAGAAACACUGCCAAUACGAUUGUAAUUAAGAGCCCUACGAUAAUUAAUCGAUUUAAUUAUUCUUAUUAUUAUUAUUAUUAUUAUUAUAGAGUACGAAUGUAAGCGUAUAAUCGAAUAGAUCUCUAGCUGACACGCGAGGGUGGAUGUGUAAGAGGCGGCCGUUCCGACAAUGAGUCGUCGGCGUUACGUCGGCCACCUUGCUCGCGUGUUCGGGUGUUCCAUGCACGUGGCGUACGCGGCGCCGUCGCGAAGCCGCGAGCUGUAAAUGUAAAUACUUAGUUGAAAUUAUCAUAAAACGAAACGGCAUACUACACGAACCCUGGUACUCGUAGCCGCGGGCUUGCCGCUCCUCGCCGCCGAGGCAAGCUCUACUCGUGAGCAUAAAAUAAACUGUCUAAAGAGGACGUGUCUCUCUCUUUCUCUCUAUCCGUUGAUUUUCGAGACGUAGCGUUCCCGCGAGACACGCGUGAUACACACAUACACAUCGUACACACACGGCGGCGACAAAGACGGUGAGAUCCAUGCCUUUCCCCGGAUGGAUCGACAUCACCGAAUAAAAGGAAAAAAAGUAAUAAUGAGAAACGCGUCACUGCCAAAUUCGCGCACUGCCAGCUUCGUCGUUCCAACGACAUUUUGAAUGCGUCUCUAACAUAGCAUCUCUCUCUCCUCUCUCUCUAUUGCACGUGCGUGCGUUCAUGUGCUUCUAACAAUGUUCAUUCGUCGGUUAUACACUUUUGUAUACACGUAUACACCACCCGUACACGGCCUAUACCGCAGCCACCGUUCGUUUUUUCGGAUUUAUAUCCUCCGAGCGCACAUCGCCGUUCACGUGUCGCGCACUGCCAAACUCCGUCAAGCACGCAGCCCAAGGCACUGCCAAUGAGACGUACAAAGCGAGUAGUGAGAGAAGAUACAUCGCCUCUUCUGCCGAGAAGUCUCCGAGGGCGGUUUGGGUUUCAUCCAUGGACGGUUCUUGGGUGCCAUACGAGGUGUCUCGUGAUCGGCGCGUUCCGUUUUCGGGCCGAGAUGCGAUGAAAUGUAAAAAUGACACUCGAGAAACGAGAGACGUGACACGCAGUAGCAUUCGAUGCACCGUGUUCAAGGGUCUUUGAGAAACUGAAGCAGCCUAACGACGUCUCUCGCGCGUCGUUUCGCGUUACUUAAGAAUCAGUCGAGUCUUUCUACUUGUUUCUUGUACUUCACUCUGCCUCGAUCAGUCAGUUCAAUCGCCUACCCUUCGUUCUUUCGUGGCGUGAUCGUUCAUCCGAUCGCUGCUUCUAUCCCUUCACCUCGCCGGUUUUCCCGUCACAAGAUCUCUGCUCGUGCAAGACAUUCGAUUAUCGGUUAAAAAUUCCACCGAUCGGGUAAGGGACCAAUUUCUUACGUGUGAGCAAAGACUCUUCCGCCGUUUCUGGCGCACGCGCUGUCGCCAUUGAGACAGAGAUUAUUGUUUUAUGAAACAGGCGUUGCAAUCAAACCUAAUUGGGUCGAUCUUACUUUGGAGUCGUUCACUCAAUUCGUGCUAAUUUGCGUUUAUUGAUUGCGCGCUGAGCAGAGGUUUUAUUAGGUAUUAAGUUGUGUUCUGCGUUAUUAUUAUUAUUAUCUUCGUAAUAUUUCUCAUAAGCGCAAAGGUGAUCACGAUAGAAAGAGCUUUCGGCUACUUAGUCGCGCUUGAUCUCGUGGAAUUGGAAGUACCGCAGCAAGUAGCAAUGCGAAAAGGAGAGAAGGCUUGAAAGCACUUGUGAGGUCCUUCCAAAUGCAUUGCCAAUUUCUCACGAUGUGAGAUCAAAUUCAUGAAUCAGCAAUACGAAAAUCACGCCAAGGUACAAAAAAGGAAUUAAAUUUUCGAAAUGUUUUUUUUACGAAUCCGAUACGCUAUACUUAACGAUCUUAUACGAUAAGUUUACUCGAGCGAACAUGUUUAAGUCGUUUGUAUUAUAUAAUUUUAUAAUUGGCGAGUCUGUAAUUUUCCGACUUUAAGUAUUCUUUUGUGUGUUAUGUAUUUUCCUUUUGUAAUUAAUCGCGAUUAAGAUAUAUGUAUAUGUGUACACAUACGUGCGUUAAUUGUCGCGAGCCAAGAAAAAUGAACCGACUGCAUUUAGUUCAAAAUGUUUCUCUUUUUUUUUAUCGUUUAUCAUGGCGGUUGUUCGUCGCAUUUUUAGAGCGCUACAUUCGAUAAGCAAAAUUUCUGUUCUGUCGACGAGGUAGAUGUUAAAAAUAUGUGUAUGUGGCCCUGCACACGUUGUAGCUGUGGCAUCUCGUGUAUUUACACCGUUCGUAUCGGCCUGCUGACAAUUCUAAAUUAUCGAUGUAGAACUUUUAAUGAUAAUAAUAAUAAUAAUAAUAAUACGAAAAAGAGACGGAAGGCUGAAAGAGAAGUGUCGGGGACAUGUAAAAGUAACGUGAAUGAUUUGUAUACGCUUUUCUAGCGCACGAAGUCUGACCCGAGUGGAAAUCAUCCCCGUUUCCAUGAUUUUUGGUGUUCUUUUUUUUAUAUGUAUACGUCAUGCGUUUUUUGUAGAAUUAAACUUUAAUCCACGCGAUGCUGCGCAAUGCACUAAAUAAUAUGGAUGUACUUGUAAGGGAGACGCUGUGUAACGUGUUUCGUAAGCUCAUUAGGUCUGUAUUAGCGUUAGGAGAAGGAAAGAAAGAAAAGAAAAAAUACAGCGAAGCAAAAUAUGCGAAUGGUCGUAUUCUUUUUUUUUCUAUUUUUGUGACGGAACUCUGCUGGACACACACGUACACACACAUACACAUCCAUGAAUAUAUAUAUAUAUAUAAUAUCGCCGUAGAUUUACUUCCUUUUUUUGACGAUAAAUGCGAGAAUGUAUGUGUGUAAGAGCGAAAGAAACACUAGCGAUAAUUAAUGUAAUGUAGAACAAAGAAAUGACGGGUGCGAAAGAAAAUAAGAAAGAAAGAGAGAAAAUGUAAAGUGAGAGCAUGUGUGUGAAAAUACGAGACUAGAAAGAAGGAGAGAUAUGAGUCUUGCGACGUUGUAUUUUUGAAAAAAUCUGAGAGAAGCGUUGAAAGGGAAUGCGAAUGAAGUAUCACCUGUGAGAUUCUCGCAUGAAUGACUUGAUCCCCAAUAUCCCAUUGAACGAUUAACAGCACGUAUUCUCCUUGGAGAACGAGUUUCAUCCUUUUCUUCAAUAAGUUGUCCACACGCGAAGAUUCAGGAAACGCGUUCGGGACAAAUUGCACUAAUAGUUCGCACGAAUCGAUAAAGAUUAGCAUUGCAAACUGAAACAUGUGUAAACGAUUAUAAUGCAAUCAGCAAUUCUACACAGUUGAAACUAUUGUGUUUCUCUGAAAAUUCUCGUAACAAGAAAUGUAACACAACAUAAAAUUGUCGCAUUGUAAUUGACCGUUAAAAGCGAGAUAAAAGCGCGCGUAAUGCAAUCUUCGCGUUAAAUGUUAGAGCAUAAAAAGCCGAGAAAACGUAUCUCUACGAGAGUGCGCAAACUCGAGGAUCUCACACGGCAUUGAGACGAAAGAAAGAAUGAGAAUUACACCCUGUCGGCGUGCGAGGGCUCGAUGCGGUUCUCCAGUUUUCGUCAGUCAUUCGUCGUCGUUGACGUACGGGGAUGUAGUAGCGUGUCGAUAGAAGCUGCAGGGCUUGUAGAUGUAUAAAGAAGAAACUGCAACCGGUUGCGAGAGUGAGAGACCAUCGCGUCGGAUAUUAUUUUGAGUGGACGACGGGAGGAUGGUUGGGAGUAUGUAAUUUUCGAUGGGAUUUCCCGUCCCGGCUCCGAACUGUAUAUAAAUAAUUAAAUGUAACGCGAUAUACAAAGACUCCCCACCCCCCGAGAUAUGUGCAUAAGUAUAGCUUAUUACAGAUAUAGUGUUUGCAUUUAUUAUAAAUUCUAUGUAAAAGCGUGACGACGAGAGUCGAGCGAUCGCGACGAGGGCCGCUUGAAUCCUCCUAGCGAUUAAUCUGUGUAAUCAGUAUUACGUUUCUUGCUUGUUAGUUCCUUCCAAAGAAUAAACUCGCUCAUAUUUUUAUGUUUAUUAUUUAACACGUCGAUUGUGUCGUAUAUCCAGUCGAUUAUUCGUUUUCUUUUCAUCAUGUCCCAAACUCGCGCGUUGAUGAACCUUUAUUAGUUAACGAUUUAAUCUCGAUCGCGGCCCCGCGAGAUCGCUCCGAUUAGAGGAGUGCUUGUACUUGUAUAAAAGUAGGAAAAUAUAUUGCAUAGUUUAAAGUAAAAUAAAAUAUGGUUUAUAGCGUGUAGAGAAAAAUUCGAAGUACGCGCGGGACGAGACGAAAACUGGCGAGCCCACUCGUCGUGAACCGUACGAAUUCUUGAAAAAGAGAAACGAUUUUUCAUGUGAACAAAGCGACGAGAAUCCCAUAAAAGCGCGACGACCAUAACAAUAUCGGUCCGAAUCUGGCUAAAACGAUCUCAUGAUUCUUGUCGCUUCGUCGAGGAUGACACAAAGCGUUUCUCAUAUCUGACAGGACCCAACAAGACUCGAUAUUGUGUAGCAAAGAGGAAACGGUAGGUAGCACGGUUGUUUCGCACUGCCAAAUAAUAAAAACGACAACCUGCGUUCAUUGUGUGGAUCGACCGAUCGUUGAAAGCACCGCCGGUGUUCAUUAAUCCACAUAGCAGUUCUGCAAAAAAAAAAGAAAAUUGCAGACUAAUAGCUAAGAGACAGAAGCGCGGGCGUGCGCGCGAAUGUGAGAGGCGUAAUAAGAGAGAAAUAUCCGAGUGUCGAACAGUGCUUUGUCUUUUUGGAUACUUUCAUGUACAAAACACGAAUGACGGUUUAUAGCUCAAGAACAUUAAAGAGAUAGAUAUUGUAAGAGAAUAAUAAUAAAUAAUUUCACGGUUACGAUAUCGUA